UUUCAACAGCAGCAACAGUUAGUCAGAUACCUCGGUAGCUUGAUAGACAAAAUAGACGAACCAAUAAAGCUCUGUAGACGCUUUCGUGUAUAUUAGCCACUGUGUUUUAAAACCACUUCUGUCGUCUUGUUAGUUAUCCCAUUUAAUUUCCUAUUUACGGUGUUGUUAUUCGUCAGCUAGCGGGCUGGUUAAGUAAGCAUUAGCCUAGCUAGCUAACAUCUCCGACCAUGAGUUCACUAAGCUACUCUCUUUCUGCUAAAGAAGAGGAGGUCUGCUGGACGGAGAAAGAAGUUAUCGUGAAAAAGGAGGAGGAAGAGGAGGCUGUUACAAUACAGAAACAAGUAGAGGGUGAGGCUGUUACCGUGAAGGAAGAAGAGAAAGACGUUUCAGUGAAAGAAGAGGAAGACGAGUUCAGAGUGAAAGAGGAGGAGGAGGGGGAGAUGACUGUUACAUCGAAAAAGGAGGAGGAAACUGAAUAUCUGGGCCCGGUUUCCCAAAAGCAACUCAAGGCGUCCAAUGGUUCUAAUGAUGAACUUAGCCGUAAGAUGGUUUUGAGAAACCGUUCCCUGAUUAACACUAGAGAGAGACCUGACUAUCAGGGAUCAUCUGGAGAGCCUCAACAACAUCAUGAAGCUGACGAGGCAGAUGAGAGUCCCCCCAGAUCAGAACACCUCAAGAAACACCAGCGGAAACCCACAAGGAAGAAAUCUCACCACUGCUCUGACUGUGGGAAGAGAUUCACCUCUUCAGCAGACCUUAAAAGACAUCAGAGAAUCCACACGGGAGAGAAACCGAAUAGCUGUAAUCAAUGUGGGAAGAGUUUUAGUGUUACAAGCAGCCUGAAAGCACACCAGAAAACACACACAAGAGAGAAAUCUUAUAGUUGUGAUCAAUGUGGGAAGAGUUUUGUUACAUCUAGCAUUCUGACUACACACCAGAGAACACACACAGGAGAGAAACCUUAUAGCUGUGAUCGGUGUGGGAAGAGUUUUACUACAUCUAACCAGCUGACUAUACACCAGAGAAUACACACAGGAGAGAAACCUUACCACUGCUCUGACUGUGGAACAAGUUUUGUUUCUUCCCAAUAUUUAAAAUCACACAAGAGAACACACACAAUAGCGAAACCUUACCACUGCUCUGACUGUGGAAGGAGUUUUGUUUCUUCACAAUAUUUAAAAUCACACCAGAAAACACACACAGGAGAGAAGCCUUAUAGCUGUGAUCAAUGUGGGAAGAGAUUUAGUCACUCAAGCAACCUGAUGGUGCAUUUGAGAACGCACACUGGAGAGAAACCUUAUUGCUGUGAUCAAUGUGGCAAGAGUUUUACUUCAUUUAGCCAGCUGACUAUACACCAGAGAACACACACAGGAGAGAAACCUUACCACUGCUCUGACUGUGGAAAGAGUUUUGUUUCGUCCCAGAAUUUAAAAUCACACCAGAAAACACACACAGGAGAGAAACCUUAUAGCUGUGAUCAAUGUGGGAGGAGUUUUACUCACUCAAGGAACAUGAUAUCACACCAGAGAACACACACAGGAUAGAAAUCUUGUGUCUAUAAUCAAUGCAAGUUCGAAUCCCAGAGCUGACAUGGUACAAAUCUGUCAUUCUGCCCCUGAACAGGCAAUUAACUCACUGUUCCUAGGCCGUCAUUGAAAAUAAGAAUUUAUUCAUAACUGGCUUGCCUAGUUAAAUAAAGGUGAAAUUAAAUACACGUUUUGAAAGAGUUUUACUCAGGCAAACAUCCUGAUAGCCCACCAAAGAACACACACAGGAGAGAAACCUCAUAGCUGUGAUCAAUGUGGGAAGGGAGACUCUGAUAAAAGAUCUCUGAUUAAACAUCAGAAAAUACAUGGAGUUGUUUCAUGAUAUCAAUGAAAUGAUGUCACAAUGUAGAAUGUUUUAACAUUGUAGUAGGAGUGUUCUAAUGAUGUCAUAAUGUAGAAUGCUUUAACAUUGUAGUAUGAGUAUUCUAAUGAUGUCAUAAUGUAGAACCCUAAAUGUUUGCCCCCUGUUCUGUUGAUUUCAGCAUGAUAUGGAUAUUAGCCACAUUGAGAAAAGAACAGGCUCUGAAUUGAAAGAGUAGUAUUUAUAUGAUUAACAUAAACGCAAAUAAAGUGUUGCGUUUCACUUCCCGCGUUACUUGAAUCAAACUGACACACUUUAAAAUGUAGCUAGCUGUUUUCUACAAAUUAACCUCUAAACAGUGAUGUUCACAUUAUUCCCACAUUCCGUGUGUUGUUUGAGCUGUUUUAACAGGACAUGAAACCUCAUCUCUCCCCUCUCGCGCAAUUGAUUUCAACGUGAUAUCGAUAUGAGUGAUGCUGAAUAGGUGUUGCGUUUCUCUUAGUUUUGGGGACCCCUAAAUUUAAAUGCAUCACUCCAAAAUGUAGCUGACUGUCUUCUGCAGGUUGUCCUCUAACCAGUGAGGUAAAAGAUAUCUCCCAUUUCCAUGUGUUUGUUUAAGUUGUGUUAGUUUCAACAGCACUUACAACCUGAUUUCCCCCCCUAAUUGAUAUCAGUGAUGUAUUUGCUACUUGUCAAAACAACAGCGUUGUUGGUACUUGUGCAGUUUAUAAGGUGCUCGUUUAAAAAAAAUACAAGAGAUGUGAUUAACAUGUGGAACAUGUUUGUUUCGAUAGUAAAUGUUAUGUUUUAGUUUCAAUGUAUCACAAACUGUUUCUGCAUAUUGGUUAUUGUUUUUUACACGUUAAAUUUGUUUCAAAAUGUUGUUGAAAAGACGUUGAAAAUAAGACUAUGCCCGACGUCCAAUCUACGUUCGGUUUUGGUUGAAAGUCGAAAAAACUGUUUUCAGGUGAUCGUUUCAAUGAAAACAAAAAACUCCAUAUCAACGUACUUGCUGCCUAUACAUAUGGAUGCAGUAUAAUUUAAAAAAAACUUGAACCAUCUUGUGAACCAUUUUUUUAAACAAUCAUACAUCACUCCAAUAUUUACACACAGUAUUUCUUUACAGAAU
Messenger RNA from Oncorhynchus kisutch (coho salmon), 2977 nucleotides. RefSeq names its product zinc finger protein 501-like. Bases 228 to 1544 code for a protein of 438 amino acids. Gene Ontology annotation, biological process: regulation of immune system process; negative regulation of transcription by RNA polymerase II; regulation of cytokine production. NCBI's taxonomy places the organism in Eukaryota, Metazoa, Chordata, Actinopteri, Salmoniformes, Salmonidae. The record is from RefSeq and is a predicted model, not a curated record. Gene Ontology annotation, cellular component: nucleoplasm. Gene Ontology annotation, molecular function: DNA-binding transcription repressor activity, RNA polymerase II-specific; RNA polymerase II cis-regulatory region sequence-specific DNA binding. The transcript is spliced from 2 exons.